Acanthamoeba castellanii str. Neff is the source of this 288-nucleotide messenger RNA. RefSeq names its product pxPhosphoserine phosphatase. The transcript is spliced from 2 exons. Lineage: Eukaryota; Discosea; Longamoebia; Acanthamoebidae. Gene Ontology annotation, molecular function: magnesium ion binding. The record is from RefSeq and is a predicted model, not a curated record. Gene Ontology annotation, biological process: dephosphorylation; L-serine biosynthetic process. Gene Ontology annotation, cellular component: cytoplasm. The annotation marks the transcript as partial.
GGAGAGUAUGCGGGCUUCGACGAACGCGAGCCGACGUCGGAAACGGGAGGCAAGGCCCGGGCCAUCGAGGGCAUUCGGCAGCAGCACGGCUUCUCGUCCGUGGUGAUGGUCGGGGACGGCGUGACCGACCUCGAAGCCAAGGGUCCCGCCGACAUGGUCAUCGGCUUUGGCGGCAAUGUGGUGCGUGAGCGCGUGGCGCAGGAAGCCGACUGGUUCGUGCGGAGCUUCGCAGAGCUGCUCGACGCCCGGACGCAGGCGGACGACACCGAGGUGGGCGUUCGUGCAUGA